ACGAAAGGCCACGUCUUGGAUUCAUGGCCGCGCGUUGAUGGGAGGACUGAUCUAUAUCAAUCUCUCUAUCCCUUCUAGUUGAGGAGAGGGAUUUGGAUUCGCUGCUCGCAUGGCUGAGACUUUGGUUUCCAGGUCGGGUUGGGAGGCAUUCGAUGUGGAGGAGUUUCAACUGGUGGACGGGGAGGAGAAUGGGCAGGGAGCGAUGGCUUUUGAUCUUGUGCGCACUGGGAACCGGUCGUUUAGGAUGCGGCGUUUUGAGGAUGCAAUCACAUGUUACUCAAAAGCACAUCUUCUAAAACCAGGAGAUCCUGUCAUUCUGAGCAAUCGAAGUGCUGCUUUUUGCAGGAUUAGCCAGGUUCUUAGAGAUCGAACUGCAUCAGAAUCUGAAUAUCAACCGCUAAAUGGUCUAGAUCCUACGACACAUGCUGAGCUUGCUCUUAAGGAUGCUGAAAAAUUGAUAAGCUUGGGGGCAGGUGUACCUAAAUCAUAUUUUCUGAAGGCCGGUGCUUUAAUUCUGUUGGAGCGGUAUGAAGAAGCACAUGAAACACUUCUUUUAGGACUUCAAGUUGAUCCUUUUUGCCAUCUUCUCCAAGCCUGCCUCCAGGAUUUGGAAAGGAUCACAGCUGGUUCGGCCAAAAGGGCAAAAUAUUGGAAACCACAGCGUACUGAUGACUUUGAAUGUACACUAUGCUUAAAGUUGUUGUAUGAACCAGUUACCACUCCUUGUGGCCAUUCUUUAUGCCGCACUUGUUUGCUUCAGUCUAUGGACCAUGGUAAUAAGUGCCCAAUGUGUCGGACUGUUCUAUUCAUCAGUCCUAGAACAUAUCCUAUUAGUGUGACGUUGAACAACAUUAUACAGAAAAAUUUUCCAGAGGAGUAUGCUGAGAGGAAAUCUGAGCAAGAAAGUUUGACUUAUUUGGGUGUUGAUUUGAUGCCUCUGUUUGUCAUGGAUGUUGUUCUACCUUGCCAAAAGUUGUCACUUAAUAUAUUUGAACCUCGAUACAGACUGAUGGUGAGGAGAAUAAUGGAAGGAAAUCAUCGGAUGGGAAUGGUCGGUAUCGACUCUUCAACAGGUUCAAUUGCAGAUUAUGCUUGUGAAGUGGAAAUUUCUGAGUGUGAGCCACUUCCAGAUGGACGAUUCUAUUUGGAGGUAGAAGGUUGCCGCCGUUUUCAUACUUUGCGAUCUUGGGAUCAAGAUGGGUAUCGUGUUGCAGAGGUAGAGUGGGUUCAGGAUAUUCAACCAUCAGGGGGGACUCAAGAAAAAGAGGAUUUGCAACAAUUGGCUCGCUCAGCAGCUGACUUGGCCCAAUCUUGGAUAAGGCGUGCAAGAGAAGCUGCAAGAAUUGGUAGGAGGUCAAGACAUCUGGAACUCCUUCAAGCUGAGGGGAUGCCUGGACCUCAGGAUCCUGAGCGAUUCAGCUUUUGGCUCAUCAACUUAUUAAACUUGAGGCCAGCGGAGAGGCUGGAACUGCUAUCUUUGAGAGACACUCGAGAGAGAAUAUCUCGUGGGCUAGUAUUUCUAAGAGCUGAAGAAGAAAGUUGCAGAGUCCAAUGACAAGGCAAAUACUCUUUUACUUAUCUUUAUACCCCCCAGUGUUCAGAUAUACAGCUGUAUUCAUUCCUUAUUGUUGGUGAAGAAUAUGUUCUUUCUAUCCAGCUAACAAGAUUGCCCAAUCGUGGUUCUGUGUCAUCUCUAAUUGUAAGAACAAUUUGAAAUGCCCAAAAUUACAUUAAUAAAAUCAUAUAUGUUUCUAUAGUUGGAUGAA
Molecule: messenger RNA, 1766 nt
Organism: Dioscorea cayenensis subsp. rotundata (Guinea yam)
Lineage: Eukaryota; Viridiplantae; Streptophyta; Magnoliopsida; Dioscoreales; Dioscoreaceae
Product: LON peptidase N-terminal domain and RING finger protein 1-like
Exons: 18
Coding region: 110-1555 (481 amino acids)
Molecular function (GO): protein binding
Source: RefSeq, a predicted model, not a curated record